AUGGACACAGACACAGGCAUGCACCAAAACCAGCACAGCAACCAACAGUUCAAAAUCCAGCACAACAACCAGCACAACAACCACCUCCACAACCAACAGUUCAAAACCCUGCACAACAACCACCUCCACAACCAGCACAGCAACCAACAGUUCAAAACCCUGCACAACAACAACCACAAACAGAGCAAGGACAUAAAAGAAGUAGAGAACAAGGAAACCAAGAAUUCUUAA
Messenger RNA from Trichomonas vaginalis G3, 231 nucleotides. Its product is annotated as protein of unknown function, DUF4106 family. NCBI's taxonomy places the organism in Eukaryota, Parabasalia, Trichomonadida, Trichomonadidae. The record is from RefSeq and is a predicted model, not a curated record. Bases 1 to 231 code for a protein of 76 amino acids. The transcript has a single exon.